Messenger RNA from Morchella sextelata, 3483 nucleotides. RefSeq lists its product as uncharacterized. Gene Ontology annotation, molecular function: nucleic acid binding. The record is from RefSeq and is a predicted model, not a curated record. The transcript has a single exon. NCBI's taxonomy places the organism in Eukaryota, Fungi, Ascomycota, Pezizomycetes, Pezizales, Morchellaceae. Gene Ontology annotation, biological process: DNA integration. Bases 1 to 3483 code for a protein of 1160 amino acids.
AUGGAUGGAAACCAACUUGUAGUAACUUGUUCGAUUUCGCAGAAUAAAAAUUCUUUCAUCCCCACCUACGCUCUUAUUGAUACCGGAGCAUCAGGAUACGCUUUCAUUGACGAAUCUUUUGCACGCCACAACAAUCUUAUAAUGACCCCCCUUAAAAUACCUCGCCAUGUAGACGUUAUAGACGGAAGACCUAUCAAAUCAGGAAAAAUUACCCAUAUUGUCGAUGUCUCGCUAGACAUUCAUGGUCAUCAGGAAAUUGCGCCAUGUUUUGUAACGAAGUUAGGACACUAUCCAGUCGUAAUGGGGAUACCUUGGAUGCGACGUCAUGAUGUUACAAUUCGACCAAAAGAAAAUCUACUUAUUUUUGACUCUCGGAACUGUUGUCAACACUGUUCACUUAGUAGAACUGCGGUUAUUGCUUAUGGUAUCUCGAUUCCUUUACCGGAACACCAUACAGUUAUCGUUUCAGCAACCGAAAAAUCUACCAUCAACAUCGAAAAGUUAGUACCAAAGGAGUUUCAUCAUCGUCUCCAUAUGUUCAAAGAAUAUGACGCUUCAAUCCUUCCACCACAUCGACCGUCCCAUGAUAUUGAAAUAGUACUGGAAGAAGGUAAACGACCACCAUAUGGACCUAUAUAUGGAUUGUCUCAAAUCGAGUUGAAAGCACUACGGGAAUAUCUUGAUGAAAAUUUACCCAAAGGAUUCAUUCGGGCUAGUGAAUCACCAGCGGGAGCACCUAUACUGUUUGUGAAGAAAAGCGAUGGAACCCUUCGACUUUGUGUCGAUUAUCGAGGAUUAAAUGCAAUCACAAUCAAAAAUCGAUACCCGUUACCAUUGUUAAAGGAAACCCUAGCCAAGUUGUCAAGAGCACAAUACUAUACUAAGUUGGAUUUACGUUGGGGAUAUAAUCAGAUUAGAAUAGCGGAGGGGGAUGAGUGGAAGACGGCAUUCCGAACUCGAUAUGGACAUUUCGAACAUACAGUAAUGCCGUUUGGAUUAGCUAAUGCCCCUGCUACAUUUCAACAUUGGAUUAAUGAUAUCUUACGCCCCUAUCUCGACCAAUUCGUAACGGCAUAUUUAGACGAUAUCCUUAUCUACUCCGAAACUCUAUUAGAACAUAAGGAACACAUCCGAAAGGUUUUAAAGGUACUUGAUGAGAAUCAUGUUCACCUUAAACCUGAAAAAUAUGAAUUUAUGGUUCAAGAGACGAAAUAUCUUUGCUUAAUCCUUACCCCAAAUGGAAAUAGAAUGGACCCAAAGAAAGUUAUCGAUGUUUUGGAAUGGUCUACACCGACGAACCUUCAUGAUGUUCAAGUAUUUCUAGGAUUUGCAAAUUUCUAUCGACGAUUUAUUCUCGGAUAUUCGAAAAUUGUUGCUCCACUUACAGCCUUGACAAAGAAAAACGUUAAAUUCGAAUGGACGGAUGAUAGGGAGGAAGUAUUUCAAACUUUGAAAAAGAUGUUUACAACGGCACCGACACUAGUUCAUUUUGAUCCGGAUCGGAGGAUUGUAAUAGAAACCGAUGCAUCUGAUUAUGUUUCAGCAGGAAUCCUAUCUCAACGUGAUGAUAAAGGAAUCCUACAUCCAGUCGCUUUCUUUUCCAAAAAACAUUCUCCUGCAGAAUGCAACUAUGAAAUCUAUGAUAAGGAACUUUUGGCAAUUAUACGAUGCUUUGAAGAAUGGCGACAUCACCUGGAGGGAGCUCAAUUUCCAAUUGAAGUUUUUAGCGACCAUCGGAAUCUUGAAUAUUUUAUGACAACAAAACUAUUAAAUCGUCGACAAGCUCGUUGGUCUGAAUUCCUUUCACGCUUCGAUUUUGUUAUACAAUUUCGGCCAGGAAAACAAGGAGCGAAACCAGAUGCAUUGACUAGAAGGUCAGGUGACCUACCUAAAGAGGGGGAUGAACGGUUGACGCAUCAGAGUCAAGUGAUUUUGAAGCGAAAAAAUUUGAGUACAAAGCUAAGUUUGUUCGCGGGUUCUUUGUCAAAUGAAUCCGCUGAAGGAGCGUCCACUGUAGAGGAGUUAUUUUUAAAAGCUUACCAAGUUGAUAGUUUUCCAAACAAGAUCCUCACCAUGCUUCGGAAUGGCGUUCGCCACUCGAAUAAAAUUUCGCUUGCCGAAUGUACGGAAGACAACAACGGUCGGUUGCUUUAUCGAGGCGCACUAUAUGUACCAGAGGACAACGAUCUUCGGCUGAGGCUUCUAAAAGAACACCAUGACAAACUAUCGGCAGGACAUCCAGGUAGAGCGAAGACCUUAGAACUCCUAAGUCGAGAAUAUUAUUGGCCACAGAUGCGAAGAUACGUCGAUCAAUAUGUUAAAAAUUGCAAUGUGUGCAUCCGUAGUAAGGCGCCUCGAAAUGCACCCUAUGGGGUACUUCGUCCGAUGCCAAUACCUGAUGGACCGUGGACGGAUGUGUCAAUGGAUUUUGUUACCGAUCUUCCUGAGAGUGAGGGAUAUGAUGCAAUCUUGGUCGUGGUUGAUAGGUUAACCAAAAUGCGACAUUUGAUACCAACAACCAAAGAAGUGGAUUCGAGAGAAGUAGCGAGGCUAUGUAUCGAUAAUGUUUGGAAGCUACACGGACUACCAGAUACUAUUGUAUCAGAUCGAGGAACACAGUUCGUUGCAGAAUUCUGGAGGUCACUUUGUAACCGUCUAGAAAUAUUACCAAAAUUCUCUACCGCAUUUCAUCCUCAAACAGACGGACAAACGGAAAGAAUCAAUGCCAUAAUGGAACAGUACCUCCGAAGCUAUGUUUCCUACCAACAGGAUGAUUGGGCUCGAAUGUUACCAAUGGCUGAGUUUGCGACAAACAAUCAUGCCUCCGAAACAACAAAGGUCUCCCCGUUUUAUGCCAAUUUGGGAAGAAAUCCAAGAAUGACCUUUGGCCUUUUAGAACAUGGUAGGACCACUGCGGAGGACCAAGCUAAUAGCAUCGCACGGGAAAUGGAAGAGAUAGUGGGAUUUCUAAAAGACGAAAUGUUCCGAGCACAAAGAAUACAAGAAGAAUCCGCCAAUGCGAAUCGAACUCCAGCCCCUCGUUACAAUUUGGGAGAUAAAGUUUUCCUAUCGACACGUCAUAUUCUAACGAAGCGACCUUCUAAGAAAUUCGAUUGGAAACGUAUUGGACCCUAUAGUAUUAAACGGAUCGUUAAUCCCUAUGCUUACGAAUUGGAACUUCCCCGGUCGAUGAAAAUACAUCCAGUAUUUCAUGUCUCAUUAUUGUCUCCUGAAGCAGGUAAUCCUUUACCUGGACAACAACAGUCGCCACCACCUCCGGUUGAGAUCGAAGGAGAAGAAGAAUGGGAAGUCGAAGAUAUUUUGGAUUCGAGGAAACGAAGAGGAAGGUUUGAGUUCUUAGUACGAUAUAGAGGAUAUGAUGAAGCCUCCUGGCAACCACUAUCGGACCUUGAGCAUUCACCUGAUAUCGUUAAACGAUUCCACGAGCGCUAUCCAGAGAAGCCUAAGCCUACCAGGAGGUAG